AUGCUUUUAAAUUCAUCAUCCAUUCCGAAUGAAGCCACAUCACCAACUCAUUCAGCAUCCAUUCCUUUUUCUUCUUCCGAUCUCUUUUCCAAUCUUCCAGAAGAAGUCAUUGCACACAUUUGUUCCUUUUUUAUGAAAUAUUCAAAAACCAAUCUUGUAGAGAGGAAUUUAAAGAAACAAGAUUUGUUGAUGAGCGAUGAAGAGACUCAUGCCAUCACCAUUGAUGAUCUUGUAGAUAUUUUUCCGUUGGCUUUUGUUAAUAGGACCAUCCGAGAGAAGAUUUUGAAUAACAAGUAUAUUUGGAAUGAGAUGAUUAUUCUUGAUUUAUCGGAAUUUGCAAAAUCAGAUCAAUUAUUUCGUUACUUGAACAAAAUUAGUGAUUGGACGAGUUGUCUCGCUGAUGAACAUUUAAUCAUGUUGGCUGAGAGAGAACGAAUGAAAAUAGCAAUUGAUUUUCUGGAAGGACUUGGAUUGGCAGAAUAUAUCAAAAAGCUCAAAGUGAGUUGCAUGUUGAAACAUGUCCUAGAUGGCAAUAGCGACUUGACAAAUGACCACACCAAAAGCAGCAUUGCGAACAUGACAUCAUGGACAGAUCUGAUUGUCAACACAUUUCCUGCUGUCACAAAUUUGGCUUAUUAUAGUUUUUCAGACAAGACCAAUCAGUAUGAUCACUUGAACAUCUCAAAGGAAACAUGUUGGAAAAAUCUCUCACAUGUGAGUGUGUAUUUUGAUAGUGUGACACUCAUGUCUCUCAUCAAAAAUCAUGACACAAUCACAUCGAUUGCCUUCUCUCCAAAAUACUCAGACUCUAAAUUUUUAGAAACACUCACAAAGAAUCAACCUCUAUUGAAAAAUGUGAACUCGAUCGAGAUUGAUUAUCGAUUUAAAUUUGAGGAAAUUGAACGUUCUCCACUCUUACCCAAGUUAACUUCCUUGAUUAUUGACCCAUGUGUCGUGAAUGCAACCUCUAUUGGCACAAAAUUAGGUCAUCUUACAAAACUUGCCUUGAAUAAUGUGAGGCAAUCUCUCGUGUUCAAAAAUGUCACAUUUCCAAACAUGAAAGAAUUUAAUUUUUCAUAUACUGAUAUGAUGCCUUUGACUUUUGAUCAGGCUUCAAUGCCCUCUCUUGAACAAUUAUCCAUUCAAAAGGCAGAUAUUGUCACCAUCCAUGAAAAUUCUCAAGACAUGAUGAACUUUCCCAACUUGACAUCUGUCAAAUUUGGAUAUUGCAAGUAUGCCCAUUCGUUUUGGUUUGACCAACAUCCUCGGAUAACUACCAUUUCUCUUUCAGACACGGACAUUGUUUUCAACUCAACCACUCGUGAGAUUUCCAUCGAAAAUCAUCCUUCUCUCGAAAUUGUUCAAGUCAGUCAACUCGAAGACAUUUCCAUCAAAAAUUGCCCUUCUCUGAAACGAGUCUAUAUUGAAAAAACAAACCACAUCUCUCUCCACAAUAAGUAUUUUAGUGUUGUGGCAAUUUCUGGAUGCUCCAACAGCAGUUCACAAAUAUCCAUUGUUGGAGAUUAUUGCGGGAAAUUAAUACUUCCUGAAAAAGUGGAAUUUAUUUCUGUGGAUGUAAAAACAAUAUCCGUUCUGAAUUGUUACAACUCGCCUCAGUUAUCAGAUAUGAUACCAAAAAACAGUCACAACAUGACUCUAGAUUGGUUGUAUAUUUAUUGUACUGUUGAAAAUCCAACCAAAUUGCUCGAUAUUAUUUCAAGUUUCAAAAACGUUAAUCAUUUGAGAUGUACAUUGAGCAUUUCACAUACUUAUAUCAUUGAGCAACGAAUGGUGAAUUCCAAAAAGGAUUUCGCAACAGUUUCAGUGCUCUCAAAGUUGGCUACUAAACUCGUGACUCAUUCACAAGGAAUAGAUGUACCAUCUGUUUUGAAAGAGUACAAAAAUUUAUCUACAUUGUGCUCUGUAUCGAAAUUGAAGUUUGGAAAAGAGUUCUGUUCAAGCAAUUCGUUGACACAUCUGGAAGUAAGCGCCUCUAAAUUGUCAUUUAUUGGAUUUCCUAAUUUGAAAACUAUAAGAUUGUCUAAUAGUGAGGAUAUUGACAUUGAUUUGGAUCAAUUAACGAACUCGCUGGAAGAGUUGUCAAUGGUAUCAUCGACAAAUGUCAAAAUUACUGGCAAUAGGUCGAUGCUAAACCUCAAGUUCUUUUAUUUGGAAAAUCUGAAAAACCUUAAUAUUUGUGUAGAGUUAUCUGCUCCUAAAUUGAGGGAAAUAAUUAUACAUUCCAUUAGAAGUACUGAUCCAAAUCAAGAACCUAUUCUCCAUAUCAUUCAUGCUCCAAAAUUACUUUUCAAAUAUGUCUCAUUUAAAUGGCAACCAAAGUACACAAAUAUUAUCUCAAAGCCCUCAAAUAAUGGUGUUGUUGUCGUUAGUAAUAAUAAUAAUUAUUGUUCUGUUUUGUAA
Molecule: messenger RNA, 2421 nt
Organism: Naegleria fowleri
Lineage: Eukaryota; Heterolobosea; Eutetramitea; Acrasida; Naegleriidae
Exons: 2
Coding region: 1-2421 (806 amino acids)
Source: RefSeq, a predicted model, not a curated record